GAUUGUGGUGGGGGAAACUUGAUACUAUUUUUACCAUGGUGCUACGGAGGAGUUGAAUCGGCUUGUCCUUUGUAAGUAGUAGGGAGCACCAUCUUUUGCCAUCAGAAAUCGUGAGGCAGUGCUGCUGAAGAAAGAGUGUGCCGUGGACAAGCCGUUCUUGUUGAAUUAUCAAAACUACAAACUCUGUGCACCGAGAACAAGAAACAGCAUUCAAAUUUAUGGGGAUUUUUACAAAGUUUUGAACUAUUUAUUGAAAAUGGAUUCAAGUGCACUGUACAAAUUUUUCCUAUUUAUAUCUUUGUUAAAAGGAUCUCACUCCCAGAGGCAGCCUAGGUGUGAAACAGGCAGCUGUUACCCUGCGACCGGGGACCUUCUCAUAGGUCGUGAGGCUAACCUGACCUCCUCGUCCACGUGUGGUCUGAGACGGCCAGAGAACUACUGUAUUGUCAGUCACUUAGAGGAGGACACUAAGUGUUUUACAUGUGACUCUCGCCAGCCAUGGUCAGAAUACCACAGAAACAGCCAUCGGAUCGGCAACAUUGUGUCGUCAUUCCGUGAAAGGAAGCUGCGAUGGUGGCAGGCAGAAAACGGCAAGCAGCAGGUUUACAUUCAGUUGGAUUUAGAGGCAGAGUUUCAUUUCACUCAUCUUAUCAUGACUUUUAAGACCUUCAGACCAAAAGCUCUGUUGAUCGAGCGUUCUUAUGACUUUGGGAAAACGUGGAAGGUGUACCGAUAUUUUGCCCAGCGGUGUGACGAGUCGUGGCCCGGAGUCAGGAGAUGGCCACCCAGAGAUUUGUCAGAAGUGAUCUGUGAUGAUCGAUAUUCUGAUGAAGUACCCUCUACAGAGGGAGAGGUGAUAUUCCGUGUCCUUCCACCGUUUAUCCGGAUAGAGAAUCCAUAUGAUGAGAAGGUUCAGGACUUACUGAAGUUGACUAAUCUGAGAGUGAACCUGACAGAACUCCAUGGACUGGGUGACACCUUGUUGGACAGUAGACAGGAAAUUAAGGAUAAAUACUACUACUCUAUGUACGACAUGACGGUGAGGGGAAGCUGUAGUUGUUACGGCCACGCCUCCCGAUGUGAACCUGUCAGUGGCUAUAAUGUCAGACCCGACAUGGUUCAUGGCCAGUGUGUCUGUACACACAACACCAAGGGACGUAACUGUGAGCAGUGUCAGGACUUUUAUAAUGACCUCCCCUGGAGACCUGCCAGGAGGGACUCUCCUAAUGCUUGUAAAAAAUGUAAUUGUAAUGGUCACUCAGACAAGUGUAAGUUUGACCCUGCUGUGUAUGAGUACAAUGGGGGGAUCAGUGGAGGGGUGUGUCUGGACUGUCAACAUAACACGAUGGGGAGGAACUGUCAGCAGUGUAGGGACAUGUUUUACCAGGACCCCUUCCAGGACAUCCGCAGCUCCACCAUCUGUAAACCCUGUGACUGUGACCCCUCGGGAUCUAUGUUUGGGGGGCGUUGUGACGACCACUCAGACGAGGCUAACGGUCUGGUGGCCGGGAGGUGUCAUUGUAGGGAGCAUGUGGAGGGCAAGCGCUGUGACACGUGUAAAGAUGGCUUCUACAACCUUAACGAGGCCAAUCCACAGGGGUGUCAGGCAUGUGACUGCAGUAUGAUUGGUACCGUGACUAACUCCUCCUGUGACAAGGAUAGUGGAAUGUGUCUGUGUAAACGUUAUGUGACAGGAGAUAGGUGUGAUACCUGCCAUCUUGGGUUUUAUGGGUUGAGUGAUAUUGACACUGGGUGUACCCCCUGUGACUGUGAUGUGGGCGGGUCUAUCAGUGAGGAGUGUGAUCAGGUGACUGGAGUUUGUACCUGUAAACCUAACAUCAUUGGUAAACAGUGCGACCAGCCCCGCCCUGGGUAUUACUAUGCUAUGUUGGAUUAUCUACGAUAUGAAGCUGAGUUAGCCAAAGGAUUUGGACAAGUGCGUCAGUACAUCCAGGAGCCCUACCCUGAUGGUUAUCAGCCGUGGACCGGCCCGGGGUACAUGUUGAUCAGGGAGGGGGACAGUCUGGAGUUUAACGUCAGCGACAUAGAGUUCCCCACUAACUACGACAUAGUCAUCCGAUAUGAUCUAAGGAUGCCUGAGGUAUGGGAUGAAGUGUUGGUAACGAUCCGUCGUGACAAAAUCCCUGAGGAGAAUGGACCCUGUGCCAAUCAUGUGCCUAGAGAUGAUGAGAAAAGCACCACACUUAACCCAGGAGCACGGUAUGUAGAGGUUGUCCCCUCGGCCUGUCUGGAGCCGAAUACAAACUACAGAAUCCGUCUGGACUUCCGUCGUUAUAAGUCUGGAUUAUCCACACCAGACGCUACAGCCCUCAUCGACUCAAUUGUGCUGGUUCCUGCCACAGACAGCAUUCCUAUUUUCCAAGUGUUUGGGUAUUUGAACUUCAUGAAGAACCAGUUUAUCCGUUACCAGUGUCGCGAGAAGCAGCUAUCACCAUACCGACCUAAUUACUCAGACUUCUGUAAAAAACUGACUUUCAGCAUCAGCACAAGCAUGCUGCAUCGAGCUCUGCCCUGCGAGUGUGAUCCCACUGGUUCAUUAAACUCAGAGUGCGAACCAGCCGGUGGACAGUGUCUGUGUAAACCUAAUGUCGUCGGCAGGAAGUGUGACCGCUGCGCCCCGGGUACCUACAACUUUGGACCUGCGGGCUGUUCUGCCUGUAAUUGCCAUGAGUACGGAUCUCGUGACAACCUGUGUGACGCCCAGACAGGACAGUGUCUGUGUAUCUAUAAUGUGGGAUCCCGGGACUGCAGUCAGUGUGAGCCCGGAUACUGGGGGUUCCCUCAGUGUCGACAGUGUGACUGUAAUGGAAACGCAGAAAUCUGUGACGAUCUGACCGGAAAAUGUAUCGGAUGUCUGAACUUCACUGCUGGAGAACAUUGUGAACGAUGUGAUGCUGGUUACUAUGGUGAUCCCAGAAGUUACAUCAGGAAGCCUUGCCGCCCCUGUAUGUGUCCCGGGGGUCCCACCAGUCAGACCCAGCACGCUGACUCCUGUGAGGAGGACCCCAGACGGGGGGUCAUUGUCUGUAACUGUCUACCUGGCUACCAAGGUCCUAACUGUGACACAUGCAGUGAGAACUACUUUGGAAACCCCCUGAUAGCCAACAGUACCUGUGAGCCGUGUGUGUGUAAUAACAAUAUAGACCCUGACGUGGAUGGCAGCUGUGAUACGUCCUCUGGGGAGUGUCUGAAGUGUCUUUUUAACACGGAGGGGUUUAACUGUGAGAAGUGUAGGCCAGGGUACUAUGGGGAUGCCACCACCCAGAGCUGUGUGGAGUGUGUGUGUGACCAGUAUGGUACGGACAGCUCUGCUGGACCCUGUGACAGAGAGACCAGUCAGUGUCCGUGUCUGCCUCAUGUGACAGGACUGAGGUGUGAUGCCUGUCUGCCCGGGUACUGGAACAUUACCAGUGGGGAGGGCUGCUCAGCCUGUGGGUGCGACCCUGAGGGAUCAUUGGGAAUCACCUGUAAUCAGUUUGAUGGCCAUUGUUCGUGUCAGUCAGGGAGGGGAGGCAGAGACUGUAGCCAGUGUGAGGAUCUCUACUGGGGCGACCCUGAAGUCCAGUGUACAGCCUGUGAUUGUAAUGGUCAGGGGUCUGCUGACAUGCAGUGUGACCGUCGUACCGGUCAGUGUGUGUGUCUGACUGGUAUAAGCGGCUAUAAGUGUGAUCGCUGUGACAGAGGUACCACUGGAGAACUCCCUAACUGUAAACCCUGUGGGGAGUGCUUUGACAACUGGGACCGAGUCAUCAGAGAUCUCAGAGGCCAGACCCAGUAUUUGGUCAAUGAAGCCCUGAAGAUCAAAGCCACUGGAGUAGAGAAAGCCUUCGAGAAAGAGUUUAUGGAGAUGGAGAACAACAUUCAGGAAAUCCGGGACAUCAUCCGUAACGCUAACGUGUCAUCCAACGACAUCAAGGACAUCGAAAGGAACCUCAAGCAGCUCAGGGAAUCCUUGAAUAUAAGCUACAGUGACUUGGAGAGAACUGAGGUGGAAAUAAACAUGAGAUCUGACAGCAUCCGACAGAGUAACAACGAUAUUAAGGCCCUACAGCUGGGAGUCGACAAACUGAAAGUGAAAAUAGAAAACCUCAAGAAGAACGCCACCAAUGUACAGGCCCAGGAUGUAGAGGGUGCCUAUAACUUAACAAAGAAAGCACAAGAAGUGUCCAUGGCCGCCCAAAGGAAAGUGAAUGCUACAGACGGAAUUCUGGACCAGUCUGAGAAAAUCCGACUGGAAGUAGAGAACAUGAUUAACACUCAGCAUGCCGAGUUUGAGAGAAAGGUCAAGGUGAACGAGGAAAAUCUCAACGAAAUCAACAACCAGAUCUCAGGCCUCGGGAAUAAAAUAGCCGACAUCAAUGAAAUGGUAUGUGACAAGCGUGGCGAGCCGUGUCACCCUGUGUGUGGGGGAGGUGGAUGUGGUGUUUGUGGUGGAGAAGAGAGCUGUGAGAAUGGAGCUGUGAAGAAAGCGGAGAAUGCCCUGGACCUCGCACGGAAAGCGGAGGAACUACUGACCAUCAAGGAGAGGAAUGCCACCGAUCUCCUACAGAAGCUGCAGAAUUCCCAGAGAGGAGCAGAGAUGGGGAGAGAUGAGGCCCAGAUGGCUUACAAUGAAGCCCUCAAAGUUAAAAACGAGACCGAAUUCGCUCGUACCGCUCUUCAGGAUCUGUUUGUCAGGAUCUCUGGCUUCCUGUCAGCAGAUGGCGCCACUCCUGAUGAUAUCAAACAGAUCGCAGAGGAAGUGCUGGCAAUGAGUAUUUCUUUGACCCCGGAGCAGAUUAUGGAUUUGGCUCAGAAGAUUAAUGUCACCAUACAGGGGCUCCAGAAUAUUGAUGAUAUUCUAGCAGAGACCAGCAGUGAUCUGGCCAGGGCCAAGGGUCUAAAAGACAGAGCUGAAAAGGCUGAGGCUGAUGCCAAAUCCAUUUUGGAGAAGGCAGAGGAUGUUCAGGCGAAUCUGAAGGGGGCCACAUCUGCCCAGGAGGCAGCUCAGAAGGCCAUCAGUCAGGCCGACAUAGACAUACUGGACGCAGAGCAGUACCUCACACAGAUUGAGUCGGAGACGGCGGCCGCCACAGACAAGUCUAACCAGUCCCUGGCGUUACUGGGGGCCCUGAGGGAGAGACUGAGGGACCUACAGGGGAGGUACAUAGAGAACGAGCAGAAAGUGUCCAACGCCGAGAGGGCGGCCCAGGAGGCCAAGAGACUGGCCCAGAAAACAGAGGAGGCUGCCAACAAAUUGCAGACCAAGUAUAAUGACACUGCUCAAAAUCUGAACUCCAGAUAUAAUCUCACAACUCAAGCUCAGUCACGAGCUGAGAUUCUCAAGAAAAGGGCAGAUAAACUUGCCUUAGAUACAACUGCCAAAUUAAAGAAUUUAGCCGAAAUGCAGCAGAACUUUGAUACCAAUGAAAAGAGACUAAACAAACUUUCCACAGAUAUAGAUGAACUAAAUCGACGAAUGGCCGAGUAUCUACAAGCCAUAAACGAUAAAGCCACAGAGUAUUAUAACUGCAAGACCUAGGGUUAAUAUACAUGUAGACAUGUCACUGUCAGACUUGUAACAGGGCUGGAAAGAAAUCUAUGGAUUAUAGAUAGGGAUCAAAUUUUGCAUGUAAUCUAAAGUGGAGGAGUAUCGGUAUUACAUUUAUAUAAGAGAUAUAUGGUCAGCAUUAUUGUAAGUUAUAUAUAAUCUGUGAUACCAGUCUUUAUGUAUCAAUCUUUCAAUCCAAACAUGAAAAGGAAAUGUGGUGGUAUUGUUUUAGACAGUUGUGAGUGUGAUUGACUAUGUUUUAAAAUUCAUGGGACAUUUUCCACUUAAUUUAUGGUACAUUGCUACUUAAAGGUAUAAUACUGACUAAGGUUCAGAUUUAUGUUAUGAUCAAUACCAGGCUUAUAUACAGUAUAGACCCAGUGAGAUGGACAAAUGUGUCAUGUUUUUUUAUAGUGUAUAUUAUAGCUUUUUAUUUAAAUUUAUUCCAAGUUGGAAAUGAUUUGUACAGGUGUUUUAUAUAUCUGACCUGCAUAAGUUUGCCAAGGUAUAUAUUAUAUUAGCAGGGAUGUGUUAGCCACAAGUACUGUUUCAGUCUUGUGAAGAUUUUGUAUUAAUUAGAACUAGGUAAACAGUCAUGUCCCAUUUUAUUGUAAAGUGAAUGACUGUAUGUUUGUACUUAUGUCCUAUAUGUAUUCACAUAUUUUUAUGGUAAAAUUUGUAAUAGUCGCAUGUGUUCUAGACGUUUUUAUGUCUCUCAUUUUAUAGCAUGGUUUAUACAUAAUGCUCAUACAUUAUAACUGUGAUGUUACUGCUGCUUAAGAACAACUGUUUACAUUUACGUGUGUCAUUAUUCUUUAUUCAAGAUGAACAGAAUCUUAAGACAAAUAUAACAUAUUCUUAAUUUCUCAUUACACAUUACUGAAAACUUUUUCCUUUGUUUUAAAGAAAAAGUAUGUUACGCUCAGAGGUAGCGGAAAGAAUUGAGAAUUUUACCAGAGAACGAAGGUUAAAGCUUUAAUAUAGGGCAUAAUACAGGUACAUUUUUUGUAGUACAUCAAAGUGUAUCCAUAUACCUUUCUCUUGAUCUGACAUAAUACACAGGGGUUGUCAUGUGCUUUAUACACCAAGUUUUAGGUCAAUUGGACUAGAAAUCUCUCAAUUCAUCUUUAAUUUUCAUAUUUUAAAUAAAUGAUCAAUAGAUAAUUGCUAUAAUUAAUAUUUGAUUUUGUUAUACUAGCUUCUCAUUUUCACCUUCUUCAUUAUACAACUUGUCAAAUGUAUGUAUGUUGGCCUUGUACACAAGUUUUGAAUGUUCGUAUUUCAUAUGGUGCUAUUGUAUUUGGUACAAACUGCAAAUCCUGAUAUUUUUAUUAUCCACUGUAUAUUGAUAGGGAUCAUUGAAUAAUAUGUUUUGAAAUUUUUACUGAAGGUUGUUGAAAAUAACAGAGUCAGGGAAUUGAAGGAAAUGGUAUUUUACUAUUUGUAGCUGAAUACAACUUUAUAUGGUCUUCCAAACUUUAUAGUAAUAAUAUAAUGUCAAUAUGAUAUUUGAAUUAGUACAGCUGGUUUGUCAAAGAAAACCAAACCAAAAACAACAGAAAUCUUAAUUUAUCAAGCCUACCUCUUUGUAAACACAUUUACAUUUUUUCAAUAUGGUUGUAUUAAACUAGGAAAACACUACUUUAAGGAGAGUAAUUACAUGUACAUGUAUGUGGAUGUGAAGGUCUUGCUUAAUAACUAUAGAUGUAAUUAAUAUUUAAAUAUUAAGUGUUUGUAUUUCUUCAUAGUUUUUAAACAGUAUUGACAGAUUCAAUGAAGAUGCUACAAAUCUGUAAUGUAAAUGGUACAUUUUUUUUAAAAAAUUGAAAAAUUGUAGGUUCUUGUACCUGAUAUUUUUACGAACUUUGCUUAAAAGUUGUGAGAAUUUUAUCUUAAUUUGCAGGUAACCCUAAAACUUGCAGUGUACUUGUUUCUUCCUUAGUUAUGGGUUAUAUUUAGUAUGCAUCAUCUUCAAAUUCAGUUUGUUCAGUUAUUACCUCAAAAUAAAUUCACAUUUUACAAUAAA
Saccostrea cuccullata (small rock oyster) is the source of this 7577-nucleotide messenger RNA. Its product is annotated as laminin subunit beta-2-like. Gene Ontology annotation, biological process: tissue development; animal organ morphogenesis. The record is from RefSeq and is a predicted model, not a curated record. NCBI's taxonomy places the organism in Eukaryota, Metazoa, Mollusca, Bivalvia, Ostreida, Ostreidae. The coding region runs from base 257 to 5542 and encodes 1761 amino acids. The transcript has 31 exons.